GACAGACCGAAGGAGUAGAGCAGAUAUACGACAAAUAGCAGCAGAGCGCAAGUGAUAGUACGUACGGAACACGAUGGGCGGAGCGGAGCAAUGAGCUACGGCACACAUGUAUCGCGAUAGUAGCAGACCGAAGGAGCAGAGCAGAUGGACAGAAAGGAACAGAGAGAGCGGGUAACAGUAUGUACAGAGCACACAAAGCAGAGGACGAGCAGUAUCAUGGAAACCAAGAAGAUAGCAAUGGAGAGGAAAAUCGACAUCGGUGCAGUCCGGCCGUAGGGGCGUCCAGAGCGGGCGCUACAUCGAGGAUUGCGUUUGAAGCCACUACGGUCCGAAGGAACACAAACGAAAGGGGGGACGUUCCUUGGCGUGGUUCACCAGAAUUUAACUCUGUCCCACCAGGGCAGGAUGGAGCGAGAGCAGACCGAAUUGGCGCAAACCCAGGGCUAUACAUCUGCAGGAUGGUAUCUUCACGGGUAAUGCGAGGCGCGUGCAUGCGCGUAGAAGUGGAGCUCGAAGCACCGCCGGUCAGCGAAGGCUUAGAACGAGCAGUGUAGGGUCUCGACGGCUGAUCGCAUUCGGAACGAAGGGGGCCAAGGGCCAGCGUCGACCCCACCGAGCCUGCCGCUGUCGCAAGAACGCUGGAGUGAUGGAAGAUGAACCAAGUUUAUAAAUCGGCACCGGUGGAGGCCGACGUUCUUUUCCCGGG
Postia placenta MAD-698-R-SB12 is the source of this 706-nucleotide messenger RNA. RefSeq lists its product as hypothetical. The record is from RefSeq and is a predicted model, not a curated record. The transcript has a single exon. The coding region runs from base 180 to 554 and encodes 124 amino acids. NCBI's taxonomy places the organism in Eukaryota, Fungi, Basidiomycota, Agaricomycetes, Polyporales, Adustoporiaceae.